AAAUAUUUUGAAUUUAUUGAAAGAUCUUGCUUUGUGAUAAAUCUGCUAUAAGCAGUGUUUAGUAAUUAAAAAUAAUAAUAAUAACAUAAAAAUGGGAGAAAGGACGACCGUUUCAACGGAGGAAACGCUAGUUCGAUAUGAUAACCCCGUAUUAGUUACAAAGCAACCAGAAAAAGUUACAUUGCCAGCGGCUGGUGCAGCGGCUACUCAACCAUGUAUUUCGACUGAAGCCAAACGGGAAACCGAAGAAAUUCUCAAUGCCAUUCUGCCUCCUAAAGAAUGGGAAGAAGAUGGACAGAUAUGGACUCAAAAAAUAUCAUCGACGCCAGCCACCAGAUUGGAUGUAAUAAAUCUUCAAGAGAUGCUCGACACGCGCUUGCAACAACGGCAGGCAAGAGAAACUGGAAUAUGUCCCGUUCGACGACAACUUUAUACCCAGUGCUUUGAUGAACUUAUACGACAGGUAACAAUCAACUGCGGUGAACGAGGCCUCCUUCUGCUGAGAGUGCGCGAUGAAGCGCGGAUCACUAUGGAAGCGUAUCAAACUCUGUAUUGCAGUUCCAUUGCAUUCGGCAUGCGAAAAGCUUUACAGUCAGAACAAGGUAAAUCGGACCUUAUGGAUCAAGUAGCAAAGUUGGAAACCGAACGUUCCGCUUUGGAAAAACAGUGCAUGGAGUUAAAACAGAAAACUGAACAGCUAGAGCGACGCGCGGCCGAAUUGCGUGCGGCGGAAGAGAAACGACACCAAGAAGAAUUGUUAGCCUUGAAGAAAACUAACGCGCAGCUAAAGGCACAACUAGAAGGCAUUAUUGCUCCGAAGAAAUAAUUUUCGUUUAUUAAGUAUUUAGUUCUUAAAAGUUGCUAUCAGAACGAUCGGGUUAAGGAAUUUAUGUUCUCCGAUGUAUUAAGUAUUAUUUAAAUAAAUAAAGAUUUUUACAA
This is a messenger RNA of Maniola jurtina (meadow brown), 939 nucleotides long. It is a transcript of the gene Dnali1, whose product is annotated as putative inner dynein arm light chain, axonemal. Lineage: Eukaryota; Metazoa; Arthropoda; Insecta; Lepidoptera; Nymphalidae. Gene Ontology annotation, molecular function: dynein heavy chain binding. The record is from RefSeq and is a predicted model, not a curated record. Gene Ontology annotation, cellular component: axoneme; filopodium. Bases 92 to 826 code for a protein of 244 amino acids. The transcript has 6 exons.